UGCUGCAGGCUGAUCUGGGAGGCGGCAGCCUCUGACUCAGGACAGGUAUCACCAUGGCCCUCCUGAUACACCUGCUUGUCUGCACCUUCGGGAUGGGCUCCUGGGUGGCCAUCAACGGGAUCUGGGUAGAGCUGCCCCUGCUGGUGACGGAGCUGCCGGAAGGCUGGUACCUGCCCUCCUACCUCACGGUGACCAUCCAGCUGGCCAACGUCGGGCCCCUCCUCUUCACCCUGCUCCACCACUUCCAGCCUGGCUGCGUGUCCGAGGUGCCCGUCAUCUUCGCCGUGCUGGGUGUGGGCACUAUUGCCUGCACCCUCUUCGCCUUCCUCUGGAAUGUCACCUCCUGGGUGCAGGGCGGCCUCCGCAGCAUCACCUUCAUGGUCCUCACCUUCUUCCUGGCCCUGGUGGACUGCACCUCCUCCGUCACCUUCCUGCCCUUCAUGAGCCAGCUGUCCACCCACUACCUCACCACCUACUUUGUGGGUGAAGGACUCAGCGGCCUCCUGCCUGCCCUGGUGGCUCUUGCUCAGGGCUCGGGGCUCACUACCUGCGUCAACGUCACGGAGACACCUUACAACAUCUCAAGCCCUAGCCUCGUGAGGAAGACCGGCAUCCCACAGGGAAAUGACAGCACUCCUGCGCCUGACCUCACGGGGACGGCGCCCACCGUGGUCCAUCUGGAAAGCCGCUACCUCCCUGCCCACUUCUCGCCCUUGGUCUUCUUUCUGCUGCUCUCCUUCAUGAUGACCUGCUCCCUCCUCGCCUUCUCCCUCCUCCAGCGCCACCCCAGGCGCUGUAAGACCUCCACAGAAGACCUCCUCACCUCCCAGGUCACCCUGUACUCUAUCCGGCCACUAAGCGAUGACCUGGGCCCCUCGGCCCCGGCGGACAGCAGUAUGAGCCAGGAGCCCGCGGAGGAGAAAGCGGCCUCCCGCUACCCAGCCCACCUGCUCUUCAUCUACGGGCUGGUGGCCUUUGUGAACGCACUCACCAACGGCGUGCUGCCCUCCGUGCAGACGUACUCCUGCCUGUCCUACGGGCCUGUAGCCUACCACCUGUCCGCCACCCUCAGCUCCAUGGCCAACCCUCUGGCCUGCUCCCUCUCCAUGUUCCUGCCGAACAGGUCUCUGCUCUUCCUGGGGGUCCUCACCGUACUUGGGACCGGCUUCGGGGCCUACAACAUGGCGAUGGCGGUGAUGAGCCCCUGCCCCCUCAUGCAGGGCCACUGGAGUGGAGAAGUCGCCAUCGUGGCCUCGUGGGUGCUUUUCAUUGGCUGCCUGAGCUAUGUCAAGGUGAUGCUGGGCGUGAUCCUGCGCGACCGUAGCCGCAGCGCCCUCUUGUGGUGUGGGGCGGCGGUGCAGCUGGGCUCGCUGCUAGGAGCUCUGCUCAUGUUCCCGCUGGUCAACGUGUGGCGCUUCUUCUCCUCCGCGGACUUCUGCAGCCUGCAGUGCUCCGCCUAGGGCCUAGGCCCACGGAAAACUGGGGCCCAGGGAGCCAAGGCAAGGGCCCAAGGUCACUGGGAAAGUGUUGGGGGGGGAGGGGUCUCUGAGGCAGAGCCUGAGGACUUGAACCAUCAACACAACCCCCCCUCCUUAAGGUGGCUGAUUC
Messenger RNA from Myotis davidii, 1608 nucleotides. It is a transcript of the gene SLC52A3, whose product is annotated as solute carrier family 52 (riboflavin transporter), member 3. NCBI's taxonomy places the organism in Eukaryota, Metazoa, Chordata, Mammalia, Chiroptera, Vespertilionidae. The record is from RefSeq and is a predicted model, not a curated record. Gene Ontology annotation, biological process: riboflavin transport. Gene Ontology annotation, cellular component: plasma membrane. Gene Ontology annotation, molecular function: riboflavin transmembrane transporter activity. The transcript has 4 exons. The coding region runs from base 54 to 1460 and encodes 468 amino acids.